Macroventuria anomochaeta is the source of this 1098-nucleotide messenger RNA. RefSeq lists its product as uncharacterized. NCBI's taxonomy places the organism in Eukaryota, Fungi, Ascomycota, Dothideomycetes, Pleosporales, Didymellaceae. The annotation marks the transcript as partial. The record is from RefSeq and is a predicted model, not a curated record. The transcript is spliced from 2 exons.
AUGGCCGACCCUAUAAGCCUUGCUUCUGGUGUCUUGACACUAGUCAUCUUCGCCCACAAAUCAUGUCUUACGCUUUACACAACAAUACAGAGCUUCAAAACCCAUCCCAAACGAGUGCGCGAUCUCAUUGAAGAGCUAGAAGCACUUAUCAGCGUUCUGGAAUCGUUGAGCGACACGAUGAGGUUACAUACAGAUGUGGAUCUUCCCGCACUUGAUCUACCUCUACGAAGAUGUGGCAGCGCUUGCGAAGAGUUCUUACAAGAGCUCCAAAAGUGCUGCUCACGAUCUGGGGGCGAUCGACAAAGUUUCCGGGACUGGGCCAAGUUGAGAUACAUGGGGGACAACAUAGACGAUUUCAAAGAUUCACUAGCAGCGUACAAGUCGACGAUCAAUAUCGCCCUCACGGACGUGCAGCUUCGCAAAUCUUCGAUUACUUUGGAGCGUCUUGGAGACUACAAAAAUCUUAUUAAGACUGCAACCAACGAUCUCGAGGCGCGACUCGAAACUAUCGACGAGAAGCUCCAAACUUUGGUGGAGCGCACCGCGUCAAGCUCGGCGACAACAGAACUCCAAAGCAUAAAGGAAGAGCGCUCAAGCACGCAAAAAUGCCUCCUGAUCUGCGCCGAGUUCUCCAACCUUAUCGAAAAGCUCCAGUCUUCAUCAGCAAAGGAUCUUCCCCAGGGCACAGACAACAUACCUGAGAAAAUCACGAGCGAUGGCAUACAAGAAUGUAGAGUCAGUAUGGAACAAACGACUGCGAGGUUGGAAAGACACAUGCAGGAUAUUCUAGAUCGGAUGAUGUCCAACUCAAGCGCAACAAUGACACAAGAGGAUACAAGAUAUCUUGCAAGCCUGCGCGAAGAGUGGACAACUGCUCGCAAAUGCAGAGACUUCUGCUUCCAAGCAGACCAGCGCUUGAAAGAGAACAUAAGUGUCAUCGACAAUCACGCUACAGGCAACGAAGCUGUGCAGUUUCUGGUGUCAAACAGUCAAAAGACGAUCCAUGGCAAAAACCGUGGAUACGGAGACCAGAUCAAGCAACUCGGCGGCCACCUCAGUGAUCAAUCAAUUCAGAAAGUGUCUGGCGACUUUGUGAAG